UUUGCUCAUAAUGUGGCUCUUUCCUCAGAUCCUGCUCUAAAGGACCUAUCAUUGACUGGCCUGAUCUCACAAUUCAGAUGCAGCCAACAGAGAUUGUAGAUUUGCUCCUGAAGUAGGAGACUCUCUGCUUCUCAAUAUGGCUCAGACCAGCUCAUGCUUGAUGCUGAUCACAUGCCUGAUGUUCCUGUCUCUGAGCCAAGGUCAGGAUUAUGAGGAACACCACCCCAUUCACCAUAUCAGCUGCCCAGAAGGCACCCAUUCAUAUGGCUCCCACUGCUACUACUUUUAUGAAGACCGUUUGACCUGGAUUGAAGCAGAUCUCUUCUGUCAGAACACACAUGCAGGCCACCUGGUAUCUGUGCUCACCCAGUCCGAGGGCAACUUCGUGGCCUCAAUGAUUAAGGAGAGUGGUACUACAGACUCCAGUGUGUGGAUUGGCCUCCAUGACCCCAAAAAGAUCCACCUUUGGCACUGGAGCAGUGGGUCCCUGUAUACCUACAAAGCCUGGGCCCCUGGAUCCCCAAACAUUGCUAACCGUGGCUACUGUGUAAGCUUGACUGCAAAAUCAGGAUUCAAGCUAUGGAAGGAUACCAAUUGUGAGGCUCAUAUGUCCUUUGUUUGCAAGUUUAACAGCUAAAGUUCCUGAAAUUACCAUAAAGUCAAAAAUUAAACAAGACCCAUCCAAACAAUAUCCCCUGUUCCCUGCUGAAUUUGUUCCCCUCACCUUCAGUACCUUUCCCUACCCCAGUCUGUGAAUCCCUGCAAGAAUAAAAAUAUGUUUCUUCCCAU
Marmota flaviventris (yellow-bellied marmot) is the source of this 789-nucleotide messenger RNA. RefSeq names its product lithostathine-1-like. The record is from RefSeq and is a predicted model, not a curated record. Lineage: Eukaryota; Metazoa; Chordata; Mammalia; Rodentia; Sciuridae.